Molecule: messenger RNA, 1266 nt
Organism: Solanum dulcamara
Lineage: Eukaryota; Viridiplantae; Streptophyta; Magnoliopsida; Solanales; Solanaceae
Product: putative receptor-like protein kinase At3g47110
Exons: 3
Coding region: 1-1266 (421 amino acids)
Molecular function (GO): protein binding; transferase activity, transferring alkyl or aryl (other than methyl) groups
Source: RefSeq, a predicted model, not a curated record
AUGCCUAAAGUCUGUCAAGGCUUCGGCUUGCAUGUUAUGAUAGCAAUCAAUUAUAGUGGACGACAUGAUAUAUUACGAGCAACCAAAAGGAUUGCCAGUAAAGUAAAUAAUGGACAUUUAGCUGUACAAGACAUCGACCAGGGCCUCUUUGAACAAGAACUGGAAACUCGUUGUGCCCAAUUUCCUGAAUCAGAUUUGUUAAUUCGAACAAGUGGAGAGCAAAGAGUUAGCAACUUCAUGUUAUGGCAAUUAGCUUAUACUGAACUCUAUUUUGCAAAGAAGUUGUUCCCUGACAUGGAAGAAGUUGAUUUUAUUGAGGCUUUAAUGUCGUUUCAGCCAAGACAUAGACGUUAUGAGUGUGCUUCAGCAGGCAUACUUGGGAAUCAGACAGACAAAUUUGCAUUACUUGAUCUUAAGUCCAAAAUAACUGAAGAUCCACAAGGACUCAUGGAUUCUUGGAAUGCCACUCUCAAUGUCUGCCAAUGGGCUGGUGUUACAUGUGGCCAUAAACAUCAAAGGGUCAUUUCUUUAGAUCUCAAAGGCCAUAGAUUGGCUGGCACUAUAUCACCUAGCAUUGGCAAUCUUUCAUUUCUUCGAAUUCUUGACAUCUCGGAUAACUCCUUUCAUGGUCUAAUCCCUCCAGAUCUUGGCCAAUUGAUCAGACUUCAAACCAUGAACUUAAGCUUCAACUUCUUGGGAGGUGAAAUCCCGUUUACCCUGUCUCGUUGCGCUAACGUUGUUAACCUUGUUCUAGACCAUAAUAUCCUUGAAGGACACAUUCCUACUGAACUUGGUUCAUUGACAAAGCUGGAAAUGUUGUACCUCAAGAACAACAAUCUCACAGGAAAUGUUCCAGAUUCUAUUGGAAAUCUUACAUCUCUAACAGAGCUUUACAUUUCCUACAAUGACUUGGAAGGUGAAUUACCUGAAACAAUUGUCAAUAUGAGAAGCUUGAUUGAGUUAGGUGUGUCAGUGAACUCUCUUUCCGGAGAGUUUCCCCCUGCACUCUACAAUCUUUCAUCCCUUCAACUUAUAAGCUUGUCAUUUAACAAGUUCAGAGGCAGUCUUAGACCAGAUAUUGGCCUUGCCUUCCCAAAUCUUCAGAGACUGUAUUUGGCAAACAAUUACUUCACUGGUUCAAUACCAGCUUCAUUGUCCAAUUGUUCAGGUCUUCUGCGGCUUGAUAUUCCUAUAAACAAUUUCACGGGAAAUAUACCAUUGAGUUUUGGAAACCUCAAGAAUCUCUUAUGGCUUAAUAAAGCUUGA